AUGGUGGGAGUGUAUGUGAUGUUAGGUUCUGUAAUUACAACAACAGUAGCACAAGCCUUGUCUCAAGCCCUGCCUGGCUUCCCAGACAAGUGUGGCAAUCUCACAAUCCCAUACCCUUUUGGCAGGCUUUCACAUCACUGCAACACAUCCACCGAACCCCCAACAGCACUCUGGGGCAACAUCAUUGUCACUGCCUUUUCCCUUGAUGAGGCUGAGAUGCAGGUACUGCAGUACAUAGCCCGAGAUUGUUACGACAAGCAGGGUAACAACACGUUUGACAACGACCCUUGCCCACCCAAAUGGUUGCAAAGGUGCAAAAAGUAUCACCUUGGCAACCUUUACUAUUUGUCAUGUCAGAUUUAA
This is a messenger RNA of Prunus armeniaca (apricot), 363 nucleotides long. Lineage: Eukaryota; Viridiplantae; Streptophyta; Magnoliopsida; Rosales; Rosaceae. The record is from the annotation of a GenBank genome assembly.